AUGUCAACCUCCAAAUCCAAGAAAUCCACCUCGAAGGCGGAAAAAAUGAGCUUCUUCGGGCAAAAAACGGCCGCUACACAAGAGACCGCACAGGCCGCACUACAAGAUGGCUUCGGGGACUCGGACGCGGUCUUCCCCCCGGCAGCAUCAGGAGUCUCCCAGACCUCAGAUUACCUCACAAGAGGGCAUUUUGAGAGAGCUAUGGAUGCAAUGGCAACAAAACUAAUCCACACAUGGCAAUCCACGGCAGAUCAGAUCAAAAAAGAAGUACGAGACCUCUCUUCCAGGACCGCCUCAGUGGAAAUACAAUGCCAGGACCUGACGUCCACACAAGCCGACCUAACAAGCCAUGUGCAAACUCUGCAAAACAAAAUGGGAGAAAUGGAGGCUCGAAUGGCGGACUAUGAGGACAGAAUGCGCAGGAACAACUUAAGGCU
Pelobates cultripes (western spadefoot toad) is the source of this 437-nucleotide messenger RNA. The record is from the annotation of a GenBank genome assembly. Lineage: Eukaryota; Metazoa; Chordata; Amphibia; Anura; Pelobatidae.